Messenger RNA from Didymella exigua CBS 183.55, 1056 nucleotides. RefSeq lists its product as uncharacterized. Lineage: Eukaryota; Fungi; Ascomycota; Dothideomycetes; Pleosporales; Didymellaceae. The transcript has 3 exons. Bases 1 to 1056 code for a protein of 351 amino acids. The record is from RefSeq and is a predicted model, not a curated record.
AUGUGCACGCCAUUCGACCAAACAGACUCGGUAUGCGACGGAUACCGCGAUACAAAUCCAGAGCGGGGACUGCUUUAUACUUGCGGAGAUCAGCCUGGAUCUGAGUCGGGCUACAGCAAUGACGCCGUAGCUAGGCCAAAUGAGACUUUCAGCUUCGGCCAGUCUCAACUACACUGGCAUCUGGAUUGCGAAUACGACAACGUGCCCAGUUCGUGCGCUAUGUCUGUCCAGCACGAGUUUCGGCAAGGACUUGUGGCGCGAAGCUGGACCGCUGAGAAACCUGUUCCUUAUGCAUACAUACCAUGUCCAUCUUUCAGUCUCUCUGCACCUGUUCAUCGCCUACCACAGAGAGAUGACUAUCCUGCACAAGCCGGAGUCGCUUAUCGGGCUUCAGGUCCACACCGCCUCGCGGAGGCCCUAUCUCCAGCGAUGGCGUACACCAACGCCAUGACCACUGGUGGAUUUGCAGCUGAUAGUCACAGCUCCGUUCACACUGCUGCACGGGCAUCACCCUCCAGUCUCUUGCCCUCUGCUAAUUUUUCUGGUACAACGAAUGAUUAUCUCGAAAGCCCUUACCCGUCCAACAUCCCCCCGUACCAAGCAGAAUCAUACUCUUUUCCUAUUCAUGAACAAUCUAAUCAGUACGGCGGCCAUGACAAAAAUUUGCAUUACUCUCGACGUCCUGGCUUGCAGCACUUAGACGGUAGAUCCACCAACACUUCUGCCGCAAUGGAACGAGGUGACUCUCAGUAUAGUGCUACCUCGACGUUCUCAAGACGCUCCAGAAGGUCACUAUCAUCGGGUACGCCAAGUCAGACAAUAGCCUGUGAGACGUGCAACACAUCGUUCAGUGGACGUUUCCGUAGACGCAACCUUACACGUCAUACGCGGACCACCCAUGGUGACGAUACUGCACCUCUGCAUGCAUGUAUGGUACUUGGUUGCGGCCGUACUUACAAAAGAAGUGACGCACUUAGGGCCCAUGAAGGCAAAAAGCAUCUUGAUCUGCUUGGUCCGAGACCAUCCCGAUUGAGAAGACCAGGCCAAGUAGGAUGA